ACAAGCCAGAUCCGAAACUUUAUGAAUUUAAAUUGAGUGAACAGCUCGAGGAAAAGUGGAAAUGUGCUAUAGAUAAAUCGAUUCCAAUGUUUUUAAGCUGCAAUGAUGAUGAUAGGAUGAAUAUUGUUGAUGUUUCCUUGUUUGAGAGUAAUCCUUCUUCCGAUUGGGGAUUACUGAAGUUCAAUUUGCCAAAUUAUCCAAAAAAUGUUGAAGAAAUGAAAAUUGCUCGUUAUCUUUUUCGACAAAUUUUUAAAUGCUUCUUUAGAAAUGCUACAUUAGAUUCGGUGAUCCGCGCUCUUGUAUACUCAACCCAAAAAUGAUUGAACUAUUAUUUGAAGAGAAUAAAACAAAUAUGGACUUGAAUAUUCACUCU
Messenger RNA from Meloidogyne enterolobii, 373 nucleotides. NCBI's taxonomy places the organism in Eukaryota, Metazoa, Nematoda, Chromadorea, Rhabditida, Meloidogynidae. The record is from the annotation of a GenBank genome assembly.